AUGGUGCACCUCGUGCGAGUCGCGACUUGUGCGCUCAACCAAUGGUCCUUGGAUUUUGAAAACAACCUGCGCCGCAUCAAACAGAGCAUCCACGAGGCCAAGCAAGCCGGCGCCACCCUCCGCGUCGGCCCCGAGCUCGAGAUCACCGGCUAUGGCUGCCUGGACCAUUUUCUCGAGAAUGAAGUCUACGAAAACUCGUGGGACUCGCUCGAGGCCAUCCUGACCGACGAGUCCCUGCACGGCAUCGUCAUUGACGUCGGCCUGCCCCUCCUCCACCGCAACUGCCGGUACAAUGCCCGCGCCAUUGUCCUCGACGGCAAGAUUCUCUGCUUCCGUCCGAAGCUGUUCUUGGCCAACGACGGCAAUUUCCGCGAGAUGCGCUUCUUCACGCCCUGGAAGGCCCCGCGCCACGUGGAGCAGUACUAUCUCCCGCCCCGGAUUCAAAAGCUUCAGGGUAGCCGCCAGGUCCCCAUUGGCGAUGUUGUUCUCUCGACCAUCGAUACCUGUCUGGCUGCCGAGACUUGUGAAGAGCUCUUUACGCCCAACAGUCCACAUAUUGAAAUGGGACUCAAUGGCGUCGAGAUUUUCACAAACAGCAGCGGAAGCCAUCAUUCCCUUCGCAAACUGGAUGAGCGGAUUGCACUCAUUUCCGAAGCCACCCGCAAGAAUGGAGGUGUCUAUCUUUACUCGAACCAACUGGGCUGUGACGGGGACAGAUUGUACUACGAUGGCUGCGCCAUGAUCUUUGUCAAUGGAAAACUUGUUGGCCAGUCCUCUCAAUUUUCCUUAAACGAAGUCGAAGUCAUUGUUGCUACCGUAGACCUCGAGGAAGUCCGAGCUGCGCGCUUUGCCCCGUCACGAGGCCAGCAAGCUGUGCAAUCCCACGAAUAUCAACGCAUCGAAGUCGACUUCUCAUUGACAAAUGACUCUUAUCUUCUAGACAGCCCCACGCCCGCCCGCCCGCCACGCUAUCAUCUCCCCGAGGAAGAAAUUGCCCUCGGCCCUGCCUGCUGGCUAUGGGACUAUCUGCGCAGAUCUGGUGCGUCAGGCUUCCAGGUUGCACUGAGCGGCGGCAUCGACAGCUGUGCCACAGCCACAAUUGUCUACUCCCUGUGCCGACUAGCCGUCGCAGCUGCGAAGCAAGGCAACGCCGAAGUCAUCGCCGACAUGACGCGACUCGCAAAGUACACAAAGAAACUUCCGGAUACACCCGAGGCACUCUGCAACCAACUCCUCCAUACCGUGUAUCUCGGGAUGGAGGCACAGAGCUCCAAGGAGACGCGGCAACGAGCCAAGGACCUGGCUGCGCGCAUCGGAGCAUAUCACCAGGAUGUGAACAUUGAUGCCAUGUUUCAUUCCGCCAAAGACAUUUUCAGUCAAGCCACUGGAUUGACUCCCAAGUUCAAGGUUCAUGGAGGGUCGCACAUUCAAAACUUGGCUCUGCAAAAUAUCCAAGCUAGAUCUCGAAUGGUCCUCACCUACCUUUUUGCUCAACAAAACUGCGAGGUUCGAGAGCGGCCGGGCGGCGGUGGACUAUUGGUCCUCGGCAGCGCCAACGUUGACGAAUGUCUCCGUGGAUACUUGACGAAAUACGACUGCUCUUCCGCCGAUGUGAACCCCAUCGGCUCCAUCAGUAAAGUCGAUCUCGUUAGCUUCAUUACUUGGGCUGGGAAGAACUUUGACAUGCCCGUGCUAGACGAAUUUGUCACGGCCGUCCCGACCGCGGAGCUCGAGCCCAUCACUGCCGACUACGUUCAAUCCGACGAAGCAGAUAUGGGAUUCACAUACAAGGAGCUGUCCAAGUUUGGUGUCUUGCGCAAGGUCCACAAGCUCGGCCCGUAUGGCUGCUUCCUUCGCCUGUUGAGCGAAUGGAAGGAUGAAAAGACGCCCCGCGAGAUUGCCGAAAAGACUGUCAACUUUUACAAAUUUUUCCAACAAAACAGGCACAAGCAGACUGUUGCAACCCCCGCCCCUCACGCCGAAUCUUACAGUCCGGACGACCAUCGGUUCGACCUGCGUCCUAUUGUGUACCCUCCUAUAACGCAGAGCUGGUCAUUCGACAAGAUCUACGCCAGAGUUGAAAAGCUGGAGAGCAAGGCGAAGCAAACAUAG
Cordyceps militaris CM01 is the source of this 2112-nucleotide messenger RNA. Its product is annotated as glutamine-dependent NAD(+) synthetase synthase. Gene Ontology annotation, molecular function: glutaminase activity; NAD+ synthase (glutamine-hydrolyzing) activity; ATP binding. NCBI's taxonomy places the organism in Eukaryota, Fungi, Ascomycota, Sordariomycetes, Hypocreales, Cordycipitaceae. The coding region runs from base 1 to 2112 and encodes 703 amino acids. Gene Ontology annotation, biological process: NAD+ biosynthetic process. The transcript has 11 exons. Gene Ontology annotation, cellular component: cytoplasm. The record is from RefSeq and is a predicted model, not a curated record.